AUGGUUCUCAUAGAAUUAUUUAAAGUUAAUAUUAAUGAUUGUGAUCGAACUGUUUUAAAUAAACUAUGUGUUAAUCAUAUAAUUUUUAUUGGACUUUUUGCUGCUGAUACUAUUCAUGAAGUUAAAUCUACGAGAAAUCAUUUAAUCACUGUUCCUGCAUUAUCACCACAAUUCCGUAAUAAUGCUUCCACAAGUGUAUUAUUAGCAUCAGCAGAACAAAAUCAUCAUCAAUUACAACAAUAUCGUCUAUCCGCAAAUGAAAUUCAACAAUAUUAUCCACUAGAUGGAAAUAAUGCAAAUACUGUUGAUUCUUCAAAUGAUUCACGUUUAACAUUAAGUGGUAUAAGAAAUGGUUUUCGACCAUCAACAGUACGUCAUCAAAAAUUUCGUUUAACAACAGCUACAGCACAACGAAAUAAUAUUCAAUAUGAAAAUAAAGAUUCACCACCAAAAUCAGCAUUUGUUCAAUCACAUGCUUCAGCUAAAUUAAAAUCUGAAAUCGAUCAUAUUAGUAGUAAAUUAAGAAAACAUGGAGAAUCAACUGCAAGCCUUCGUUUUCAAAAUAAUCGAGAUUUGGAUUGUACUCCACAAAGUGAUUUUUCCUAUUCAACAUCAUGUCGUCUGUCUUCUGCAUCAACUACUUAUACAGCUGAUCGUAUUCAUCAACGCUUUUCAUCAGCUAUAACCAACGUUUCGGCAAAUAUAGCUUCAACACUGCCCGUUAUAAAUGAUACAUCUAAUCAAACUUCACAAAUUAUUUCGGGUAUUGCUCCAACAUCACCACGGCCACCUGUACUGCAUGAAACAGAUGAUAACCAAAAAGAUACAAUAGAUUAUCGAACAACUCAUGCUUAUCAGGUUCCACAGCAAUCAAAUGUUGGCAGUGAAAGUAUCUUUCUACCUGAUGCACCAAUAGUCCCACCAAUGAACGUACGGUCAGCUAAAUAUGAUCGUCGUCAAAAUGAGUCUAAAUCGGUUUCGUGUCCAUUCUAUGUUAUGUAUUUAACAAAUUUAACAAUGCAACAACGACAAAAUAAAACUGACAAUAAUAGCAAUAAUAAUAAUAAUAAUAAUAAUAAUAAUAAUAAUAAUAAUAGCGUACAUGAUGUAACACCAUUGGGAAUGUCAUCAAUGGCACGUAAAGUACCAUUUAAUUCACGUAUAAGUACAGCUCAUGUAAAAAAUCAAUCAGUUCGACGACAAGUCAAUAGUCCAAUCAGUAUGAAUACUUAUUCAACUAUAGAAGAUGAAGAUUAUAUGACAAUGUCAACAUCAUUUCAUAAUAAUAAACGUUUAUCAGCUAAAGUGUCUAACAGUGAAAAUGAAAAUUUUCAUAUGUUACGAGAUAUUCUCCGGACUUCAUCAUGGAAUCAUGUACAAGUAUAA
This is a messenger RNA of Rotaria sp. Silwood1, 1386 nucleotides long. The record is from the annotation of a GenBank genome assembly. Lineage: Eukaryota; Metazoa; Rotifera; Eurotatoria; Philodinida; Philodinidae.